This is a messenger RNA of Penicillium coprophilum, 1941 nucleotides long. Its product is annotated as DNA-directed DNA polymerase eta. Gene Ontology annotation, molecular function: DNA-directed DNA polymerase activity; damaged DNA binding. NCBI's taxonomy places the organism in Eukaryota, Fungi, Ascomycota, Eurotiomycetes, Eurotiales, Aspergillaceae. The transcript has a single exon. Gene Ontology annotation, biological process: response to radiation; error-prone translesion synthesis. The record is from RefSeq and is a predicted model, not a curated record. The coding region runs from base 1 to 1941 and encodes 646 amino acids. Gene Ontology annotation, cellular component: site of double-strand break; nucleus; replication fork.
AUGUCCGAACCUACCGAGUCAUCCGAUCCCCUGAAGGUCUCCCGUUUUACCUACCGACAAUUACAAGGACUGCGACAGGGAUCCACCGCAACCCCUCUACGCGUGAUUGCGCAUAUCGAUCUGGAUGCCUUCUACGCCCAAUGUGAGAUGGUCCGUCUGGGUACCUCGCGGGAUGUACCAUUAGCAGUGCGACAAUGGGACUCUUUGAUUGCCAUUAAUUAUGCCGCCCGACCCUUCGGAAUCAGUCGAUUGAUCAAUGUUGCGGAGGCCAGGAAACUUUGUCCAGAUCUCGUCUUACAGCAUGUCGCGACUUUUCGAGAAGGAGAGGGAGGGCGAUGGGCGUAUCGGGAUGACUCAUUCAGAAAUAUCAGCACGGAUAAGGUGUCGCUAGAUCCAUACCGAGCACAAUCGCGAAAGAUCCUCCAGACGAUGAAGGAGGCUCUGACCACAUGGAGUGCCGAUGACACGGAAGUCGAACCUCAGAACCCGAAGCAAGAACUCUCGGCUAUGUUGGAGAAAGCUAGUAUUGAUGAAGUUUUCAUUGAUUUGUCUCCAUUGGUAUAUAGGGCGCUUCUUCAGAGAUACCCAGAACUUCGGAUGGGAACACAGGAUGAGAAUCGGGAUGCAGAACUUCCUAUACCACCGACCACAGCCUUGCAGUGGGACACUGACUGCUUGGUAGACCUGGAUCAACACCAAACAGAGGAAGAUGAUCCAGAUUGGGAUGAUGUCGUCAUGCUGAUAGGAUCUGAAAUUGUACGAUGGGUCCGGAACGCAGUUUGGGAGAAGCUCAGCUACACUUGUUCGGCUGGGCUAGGUCGCAAUAAAAUGAUCGCAAAACUAGGAAGUGCUUGCAAUAAGCCCAACCUACAAACUGUUGUGCGGAAUCGGGCGGUACAGAAUUUCCUAGGUGGUUAUAAAUUUACUCAGAUCAGAAUGCUGGGUGGUAAACUCGGCGAUCAAAUAACUGCCGCUUUUGGGACGGAAAAAGUCCGCGAGCUUCUCAAUGUGCCGCUUGAGCAAAUGCGCACUAGGCUAGAUGACCAUACGGCAUCCUGGCUUUACGGGAUUAUCCGUGGUGAUGACCGCAGCGAGGUCAAUCCCCGGACCCAAAUCAAAUCUAUGCUAUCCGCGAAAUCGUUCCGACCGAGCAUUAACUCCCUCGAUCAGGCCGAGAAAUGGCUUCGUAUCUUCGCAGCCGAUAUCUAUGGCCGGCUUGUGGAAGACGGCGUGCUUGAAAAUAGACGUCGUCCAAAAGUGAUUACGAUACACCAUCGAACUGGAACUGCGCAAUCUCGUUCUCGGCAGACAGCAAUCCCUGGCUCUAACGCAAUUAAUGAAAAUCUUCUCUACGAUCUGGCCAACACUUUGCUUCGUCAAGUUGUGGCUGACGGACAGGCUUGGCCCUGUUCCAACCUGUCGCUGAGCGUGUCAAGCUUUGAGGACGGCGUGACCAAUAACAAGGCUAUUGAGGGCUUCUUGGUUCGCGGUGAUCAGGCCAAAGCCCUGAACCAUUCCUCGAGACCCCGAGACGCCGAUAAUCUUCCCAGUGAACAAGGUCCAACUGAGAAGAGACGAAGGCUUGAUGGCGAUGAGGGUAAGAUUAAGAGUUUCUUUGGGAACCCAUCGCAUCUUGAUACCACCGUAGAUGAGCCAGAUUGCGCCCAAGGACCUGUUGAGAUUAACCCAGAACUGAGCGGAGUUCCUCGCUUUGUAUGUCCACGGUGCUCUAAAUCAAUGUUCGAGUAUGAGAAAGAAGAACAUGAUGAUUGGCACUUCGCCAAGGACCUCGCCAGCCAGGACAGAGACGAGGCGAAGGUUUCACAUGCGCCACCGCCCACGAAAACUGCACGUGGUACUACUGCUCGUGGAAGAGGUGGCCGAGGGGGAGGGAGUCGGGGCAAACCUGAAAAGGGGCAGAUGCGACUUGCUUUCCAGUGA